Molecule: messenger RNA, 1090 nt
Organism: Cladocopium goreaui
Lineage: Eukaryota; Dinophyceae; Suessiales; Symbiodiniaceae
Source: the annotation of a GenBank genome assembly
AGGGUGCAGAUCACUAUGACCGCUUUGACCUGCCUGCGUUUCAUCUCCUGGUGGCUCCGCUGACGGUGGAGCAGCUCCAACGUGCGCAGAACCAGCAGAGCCCACCAGUUUUGCAGGUGGACGUCGUGGACGUUGACGUUGCAUCAGCGGAGUCUCCCUGGGCCCAGUCGCCAUCGCAUCCCUCGCCCUCGCAUCCGUCCACCACGAAGUCAGCAAGUCCCACAUCCGAGGUCCAGGAGUCACCAGCUGCGGAUGCUCGUCGCAACGCGCUGAUGGCGCAGCUGUUCAAUGCCUUGGACAGUGAUGGCGAUGGACGUUGCAGUUCCAAGGAUUUGGGCGUGGUCUUUGCGGCUCGCUAUGAGGCCUGGCCCAUGCAUUUCCGGAAGCUUUGCAGCCACUGGAAAGUGAAGCAACGGGAAGGUGUUGAUGCGCAGACUUUCGCGGAGAUGCUGGAGGAUCGAAGUGAGCUUGGACUUUACGUUUCGGAGGAUGACCUUGAAACCAUGAUCAGCGACGUUGUUCGCCAACCAAGAGUCGAGCGACGUGUCAGUAUUCAGGAUCGAUCUCGUUUGAUCGAUGCGCUGUUUUUCUACCUCGACUCGAACCAGGAUGGACUUCUCGAUCAGAUGGAACUGCAAGUGCUGGCGAAGGAGUUGAAGGUCGAGAUGCGAGCGGAGGACUUUCAGGGCGAAAACGCUCUGGACCUGGACGCCUUCCGAGAGAUUGUGAAUGAUGGCGGCCAGUGCCUGUAUUGCGACAACAGCUCCCUUCCAAGCCUUUUGGCCAGGUUCAGUCGAAAAGGUUGAACCAUGGCUGAAAUAUGCCAAUGACCAGAGCUAAUGGUGGCCAAGCAUGGCCCGCUGCUGACCUAAGACGGGACGAGCAAAGCCUUUCAAGUAUAUUUGCUUGGUGAUGACAAUCUAUUCAUGGGAUGUAACAAUCUGAUCUUCAGUACAAAAAUCUCAGUUUUUUUUGGCCGUGCCAUUUCGCAGCUGGAGAUCUGCUGACGCAGAUCAGCCCAGAGAUGAGGAUCAGCCUUGUGUUUAACCUGGCUGAUGAUUUUCAGAUCGUCUGCGCACGUUCAAAAGCA